CUUGCUUUGCCCCUCUCUCUCUUCUUCCAUGGCUUCUCUAGCCCUGUUCUCCAGGCUUAUUCUACUGGUUUGUCUCGUGCUGUGUCUGGGUUUGAGCCGCCAUGUAAGUGGCGCAGAGAGAGGACAAAAACGAGCAUGAAGCUGAUGUCUGAUGCUCUGGAAUGGCCGACCACAAUGUCGCUCUACGAUGAGCUGGAGGAUGCCGAAGAAGAUGCCAUGGACGGUGGUUUUAGCCGGAGAUCUCUGUACUGGCACAGAAUGAGGUACUAUAUCUCCUACGGUGCGCUCUCAGCCAACAGAAUUCCCUGUCCUCCACGCUCCGGCAGAUCUUACUAUACCCACAACUGUUUCAAGGCGAGAGGCCCGGUUCACCCUUACUCUAGGGGUUGCUCUGCCAUCACGCGUUGCAGAAGAUGAACCUUUUCCUUCGAUAUCUUAGCUAUAAAGUUGCUUGCUUUGUGAUAACGUGAUAUCGUAGUGAUUAUUAGUGUGUGCGUGUCGUGAUUA
This is a messenger RNA of Neltuma alba, 507 nucleotides long. RefSeq names its product protein RALF-like 34. The transcript has a single exon. The record is from RefSeq and is a predicted model, not a curated record. The annotation marks the transcript as partial. Gene Ontology annotation, biological process: calcium-mediated signaling. NCBI's taxonomy places the organism in Eukaryota, Viridiplantae, Streptophyta, Magnoliopsida, Fabales, Fabaceae. Gene Ontology annotation, cellular component: plasmodesma.